This is a messenger RNA of Vitrella brassicaformis, 756 nucleotides long. The record is from the annotation of a GenBank genome assembly. Lineage: Eukaryota; Vitrellaceae.
CAGACAUAUUAUAUGAUACCUCUUUCGAUUCCUCUCUAUGUCCCCCGCCGUGUCGACACCAUCACCCUCGGGCAGCCCGUGUUGGCCAACCGCAUCAAGAGGGCCAUGCAGCACUUCGUCAAGUGCGCAGCCACCAAGACGGCCGGCAAUCAGGAGGUCAUCGGCCCCAUGGCCAAUGUGGGCGGCCGGGUGGUGCGGGUGCCCCUCCAGUGCUUCGCCAUCAGAGAGGGGACGAGUGUGCGCCGGUUGGGUCUGCGUGAGGUGGUGCACAGGGCUCGGCUGGACGAGGCGGCCCGGUAUGGGCUGACUGGUGUGGUCAAGGGCUUCAAGAGCCACCUAGGGAAUGACGACUGUCAGCUCGGUUGGGGUCAGUUGGGGUGGGUCAAUGAGAUCGGCCUAUUCCAGCCGCUGGGCAUCAACUAGCCGGCCGAGGGCACCAUCAUGGUGUAGCAGACAGGGAGAGUGAGAGAAAGAGAGGGGAGGGAUGGGAUGGGAUGCAUAGGCAGGUGAUGCCUAUCGCUGUUUACAGUAGUGCUGCCAUGCGUAGGUAGAGUGAGUGUGACGGUCUCAGAGAGGCCAGGCCGUGUGUGCAUGUCUACUAUGUGAUUAGUCAGUAUGUGUGUUCAGUCAGUCAGUCAGUCAGCCGAUGCCAUGCGGCGCACUCACUGUCAUGGCAUGUGACUGUAGUUUAGUAGCUCCCCACCCGCUCGUGCGUGUUUCUGACACGAGUGCUGUGUGGUGUGACAUGUCUCUGCG